GCUUCCAUUCAGUUCGGUGUUCGGCAGAGCAAACCCCUUUCUGUGCUGUGGACGACACCCAGUAGUGUUUCCGGUGCACACAUUCCCACUCCCCACCCGGGCCAGCACAACGCUUCUUCGCGGUCGAGCCUGUGCUCCUCGAAAGGGUUAAUUUAUAGAGUGACACCUGAGCCCCCUGAGGUGAGGCGACGACCCGAGCUCGGAGCUCCGAGGAGUUAGGGCCACGAACGCGCGCGCCAGUGAGUCACUAGGCUGACCGUGAGUGAGUGAUCCGUCUUUGUCGUGCCAUCGUGUGACUCACGUCAUCCGGACCCGACCCUGACCGUCUGGCCGUCCUGCGACCCGGUACAAUCCGCCAACGGCGCCACCACCACCACCAGCAACCUCCAGUAGCCCCAAGUGCCCCCGAUCAAUCCCCACCGGUACCCGACAUUCGGCGGCAGCACACGUCACGUCCGACCGACCGACACCGGACACCAGGAGAGUAGUAAGCAUGGCCGACUCGGUGGAAGUGGAGCAGAUGGCUGAAGCCAAGCCACGAAAGAUGGCACUACCAACUUCGCUCGACAAGGAUGCGAUUCGGGAGGCGUACGAGGACGUGCGCUCCAAUCUAAGCGAUAACGAUUGGGCCGUGUUCAAGUUCGACGGGCUGAAAAUCGUCUGCUCGGCCAAAGGUCAAGGCUUCCAGGAACUUUGCGACGAAUUUCAAGACGACGAGCGUGCCUUCGGCUACGUUCGAAUACAGAUGGGCGACGAGAUGUCCAAGCGCAGUAAAUUUCUGUUCCUCACGUGGAUUGGGCCGGAGGUUGGCGUAAUGCAGCGCGCCAAGAUGUCUACCGACAAGUCGAUCAUCAAAGAUGUGAUCAAUAACUUUGCCGUUGAGCUGCAAGUCGAAACGAGUGCCGAUCUGGACCUGGAAAUGUUCAAGAUGCACCUGAACAAGGCGGGCGGCGCCAACUAUGGCACGGGCGUACGAGACCUGUAAGCGCUGUGCCGAUAGAAAGUAGGAAACGAGCGAGAGCGGACCAAUGCACGGGACCUUCGUUUGUCCGCGACGAACGGAUCGCGGGUCCUGUUGUAGCAAGUAACAUCGCCAAAAAAACGAAAAAUGUAAAUGGAACAUUCGAUUUUUCGAGAACACCCGACGAGAGGACCUGACGUCGCUCGCAUCAAACGACGGCCACUAAACCAGCGACCAACCGCGCAACCUUAGGAUUUAGAUUGUACGUGUUUAAAAAUCUGCUAUUUAACACUCGUCUACCCAUGUGCUCAUUGCUGCCUCGUUGAAUGUGGUGUCACCUUCGUAGACGAUGGACACUUCAUCGAUUUCUGUCGUUCCUUGUUAUCUAAAUCUAACGCUUUUGGCAUUCCGGUUUCAAUCUCAUCGAUGAGCGAUCGCAGAGAUUGUUUCAAUUUUCACCCGUGUUCGAUCUCAUCAGUUCGCCCGUCUGCUUAACGCUUCACGCACGCAUUUCAAAGUAUUUUAUAGUUAAGACAGCGGAACUGUGUUUGCCGCUACCUAUUUGGCUACUACCAUACCAGGGAGCAGACAGACGCUCAUCACGUACCUGCUUUAUGAUAAACAGCAAGCAGGAUAGGUAAAUGAUGGCAGUACACGAUGCCGCAGUUAAAAAGAUGUAACAGAAAUUAUAAAUUCGUAACUCUUAACUGAAAAGCGCACACACCAUAGAUAGUCCGCACAAAAUAUAACUUGCGACUUGCGACAGACACGAAAAACAACAAACGGCACAAUGCAGGGAUAGGAAACGUAGAGUGCGGCAAUGCUUUCUGCUUAAAAUCGUUACACAACGUGGGCAAAAACUGUGCGACUGUUUUGCGAGUGUAUAUCCAUGCCACCAGUAGGAAGAACUAUUUAUCUGCAAUGUUGUAAUUGGAUAGGAUGAAAAAUUAAAUAAAGUGAACGAAAAACCCCUACAUCGGUAGAGUUAAACAUGGAACAAACAGAAAAGACCAUACCUGUUGCGGAAGAUACUUUACCCAAAUUUGGUGACCACGGAGUGGACGAAUCCAUCCUCCAUUUUCAUCUGAGGACACUGUUCGGCGCUGUAGGUACAUGCGCAACCUGAUUUCACGAUAUUUUUUCUCAUUGCCAGAGCAGUGCGUUUUGUACUGCCCAAAAAACCGAGUAGCAUACGGCACGAAAGUUAACAGGAGCCCAAGUGAAGGAGUAAAAAAAGUUGUGCACCCAUCUAAAGCGAAAAUGAGCAAUUAACCAACAAGAAAAAGGGGAAAGCUACAUGCCCAGCUAAAUUUUUUACAGCGAGUGAAAGGGACUGACUUUGUGUCUACUGCAAUCUACACCUAAAACAAAGAAAACAAUAUGAAAUUAAUCUUUCACAACCUACAAUGUAAGGAUUUAACAACUCCAGCCAAUUUUUGUUUCCUACCAACCCGUCGUAUGGCAGUACGCCGUAAAAUGCAGGGUUUAUGUUAAAGGUCGAAUGGUUCUUUACCCUUUCAUGCCUGAGUCAGCGACAUGUGAGAACAAGCAUCACCUAGCGACUCCUGAUGUGUAUCUAUAAGAUUGAUUGUGAAUGUGUUUCUGGUUUUCGCCAUCUGCCUUCGUCACAAACGAGAAAUACGCUCAGAAAGCGACCGAACACCGCUUCGGGAGAGAACCGAUUGUACGCCACUGAAAAUAUUCUCCCAGUGUAGAAAUAAAACUAUAAACUGAUUCAAAACUACUUAGCGGCAUUUUGAAUGUGAUAAUAAUGUGCUGCCUUUUUCUAAAUAUUUGCUUCGGUUAACUCCGUUGUAUUGGCCACUAGAAACUGUAGACAGUUGGGAGUUGUGUUUUGCAGCUUCGUUCAUUUUCCAAGCUUUACUUUUUCCCCAAGCAGCGCUCACGACGAGGUGCAUCAAUUAGAACGGAUUCUAACAGCUCAGAAAUUUCUACUCAGCCUAACCGGGUUACGGGUGUGCUAUCGACCAACUUUCGAUUGAGAUAGAAGACGUGUCGAUUUUCUCGAUGCUUUCACGGUGCAGCAGAUAGAGUACCAAAGUACAGAGUGGUGCGAGCGUGACCCGCUGUCGAGUUUUGCUUGUACUUCUAUAACUAGCCAUGAAUAACAUUCAGGAAAACUUCCUUUUCGAGGCCGUCUCUUUGAAACGUACAUAUAUU
Anopheles cruzii is the source of this 3142-nucleotide messenger RNA. Its product is annotated as coactosin-like protein. NCBI's taxonomy places the organism in Eukaryota, Metazoa, Arthropoda, Insecta, Diptera, Culicidae. Gene Ontology annotation, molecular function: actin filament binding. Gene Ontology annotation, cellular component: cortical actin cytoskeleton; actin filament; plasma membrane. Gene Ontology annotation, biological process: regulation of actin filament polymerization. The record is from RefSeq and is a predicted model, not a curated record. The transcript is spliced from 3 exons. The coding region runs from base 494 to 985 and encodes 163 amino acids.